GAGAGCGGUAGAUAGUUUUCUAAAAAAGGUUUUAUGCGCACCCUAUACUGUAUACAUAAACGGAGGGAAGAGAAAUCCUAGCAGUUCUCUUGAUUCCAUUUCACUGUCGAAACGAUACUGGAGCACUUUUUUUUGCACAUACCUAAAGGAAAAUCCCAAAUAACGAGCACCUAGCGACUUUGUUUAAGUGCAAUAGAGGAACUGUACGAGACAGUUUACCCGUACACGGUGCGUUGCGGAGGGAUUUAGAAAUAAAAACAGUGCAGUUACAUUCCCUACCACUUCAUUUGCGCUGGAUACGGGGAGGCUUUUGACUUUUUUCAUCCCAGUUUACUGUCUCAAAACAACCGUAUUCUCGUCUAAAUCUGCUGAAGAACCUGACGGCUAAUGUCCAGUCAGUCGUCACGUGAAUCACGUACCCCUUGUUCAUGCGGAGUCCUGUUGAAUUAGACCACUCACGCUGACGGGCCGGGCGGGGCACUAAACGGACACACUGGAAUUAGCGUGACGCCGUAACAGGGCAGAAGCCAUCAUCCCACAGAACAUACUAAAGGCCCGGGGAAGUCAUUAGCCACCACACACAACAGGACACUGAUCUUGUCCGGUCCAGUCCAUUCGUCAGUCCCAGGGCCAGCACAGGGGGGUCGCUCCGGAGGCCAGAGCCCAUCCGGACCGGGACCCUGUGAUGUCGCACUGACUGACCCCCCUCUCUGCGAAUGACCAGCAAGCAUCUGAGGGUGGGGCCCGCCUCAGUCUCGCAUGAUUGGCUGCUGGAUGGAAUUAAGGUGAAUGGAACACAUGCCCAAGGAGCAGGACCCUAACCUAUCAGAGGGAGAAGAGAAACUGUGGAUCGAUGGCCCGAAAAGGAAAAGAAAGAACAGUUCAUGUUCUGUGAAGAGCAUGUCUGAAAUGAAUGGAUACGGACAGACUGGGUCAGAGAGUACAGGGUACAUCCCCAGCUACCUGGAGAAGGAUGAACCGUGCGUGGUGUGUGGAGACAAGGCCACUGGCUACCACUACCGCUGCAUCACCUGUGAGGGCUGCAAGGGUUUCUUUCGGCGGACAAUUCAGAAGAACCUCCACCCCGCCUACUCCUGUAAGUACGAUGGCUGCUGCAUCAUCGACAAGAUCACCCGCAACCAGUGCCAGCUGUGCCGCUUCAAGAAGUGCAUCGCAGUGGGCAUGGCCAUGGACCUCGUCCUGGAUGACUCUAAGCGGGUGGCCAAGCGGCGUCUGAUCGAGGAGAACCGGGAGAAGAGGAAGAAGGAGGAGAUGGUGAAGACUCUGCAGAACCGUCCGGAGCCCACCGGCUCAGAGUGGGAGCUGAUCCGCAUGCUGACCGAGGCCCACCGCCACACCAAUGCACAGGGCUCCCACUGGAAACAGAAACGCAAGUUCCUGCCAGAGGACAUAGGUCAGUCUCCCGUGGCGCCCACGUCGGACGGAGACAAGGUGGACCUGGAGGCCUUCAGUGAGUUCACCAAGAUUAUCACCCCUGCCAUCACCCGCGUCGUCGACUUUGCCAAAAAACUUCCCAUGUUCUCGGGGCUGCCUUGUGAGGACCAGAUCAUCCUAUUGAAAGGCUGCUGUAUGGAGAUCAUGUCGCUGCGCGCCGCUGUGCGCUACGAUGCAGAGAGCGAGACGCUGACCCUGAGCGGCGAGAUGGCUGUCAAGCGGGAGCAGCUGAAGAACGGCGGCUUGGGCGUGGUGUCGGACGCCAUCUUCGACCUGGGCAAGAGCCUGGCGCAGUUCAAUCUGGACGACACGGAGGUGGCGCUGCUGCAGGCUGUGCUGCUCAUGAGCUCAGACCGCUCGGGCCUCACGAGCAGUGACAAGAUCGAGAAGUGCCAGGAGACCUACCUGCUGGCGUUUGAACACUACAUCAACUACCGCAAACACAACAUUCCCCACUUCUGGCCCAAGCUGCUGAUGAAGGUGACGGACCUGCGUAUGAUCGGGGCGUGCCACGCCAGCCGCUUCCUCCACAUGAAGGUGGAGUGCCCAACUGAACUUUUCCCCCCGCUCUUCCUGGAGGUCUUCGAGGACCAGGAAGUGUGAGUGGCGCCACCCCCGCUGCCAAAUAGUAGGGUGGCGACUUGGGAAGGAAUGGCUGUUUUUCUGGAGCGGGGGAAGGUUUUGGCAGGACUUGUGUUUCUCCGACAUUUACGUAGUAAACAACAAACAACAGGCAACAACCACACACCAGCAGCAGAGGUCAAACAAACAAUGAUUUUUUGCUUUUAACCAACCACCUCUUCGUACCUGUUUUGGGGAAUCAGUUUGGCGGCCCUCCCUGUCUGAGCAGUCUUAUCCAGUGGGAGUUGCAUCCCUUUGCCGAGGCGCGCGCACGCACACGCACACACACUCUGGGUCCCUUCCCAGAGCCUUAUCGGCGGCACCUCAUUUGUCACUCGCCACUAGAUGGUGAUCUUCACAGCUUUGCACCGGUUUGAAAUGAUGGCAACCAUGUUUUAAACUGGUCCGCUAAUUUCAGUCUCAGAAUUAGUGUAAAACAAUAAUUCAGGUGACGCUGUCACACACAAGCAGAGGUCCUGAGCGUGUGCCAUAUAGCGCCUACCAUAGAGCAAAGCUACCAGUACCUACUAUCAUCUCCCAACGCAACUGAGCCAUGAGCGUGAUCAUGUUUGAAACAAGUCAGGUGCUAUGUUUAUAAGUCUCCUUUAAUUGUCUGAAAUGUGUAAAACUACAGACCAUGGCUCUGUAUCUACCUUCAGUUCUGUCAUUAGGCCGGUUCCUGUGACUCACACACACACACACACACACACACACUGGGCAGACGUGCCUUGUCAUUGCCUGUGCUGCUGGUGCCAGCAGUAGACCCUCUUAUGAAUGACAAUUGAGCCCUUCUCUCUCCAAGAAAAGUCAUCGCAGUGAAGGAAAGAGGGGAAGAUGGAAGGGGGCCCACUGUCGGGGAGAGUUCUCAGAGGAGUAUGAGUGAAAGAGAAGAGGGGAGGAAUAGGAUGAGAGAGAGAGAGAGAGAGUUAAAUCACUGGCAAGUAGACUCCAUAUAGCAUCCAUAUAGACUCCCACACUAUGUCUGAAUAGCAGUGAACAAGGCAGGCAACUCAUGUCUCUCACACACACACACACAUCCUCACCUCAGAAACUCAAACGCCAUGUUGACUGUACACAUUGCAGUGAUGUAGCCCUGACCUGCAGGGUAAGUUAGUCCGAGUCUGCGCCUGUGUGACUCAGCUCAGUAUGGCCCCUCCAAGCUUCCAUACUCAGUUGUUAGGGUAGCGGUCACUGAGAAAGGGCAAGGUCAAUGACGUCUGCCAUUUACCUCAAAGUGGGCACACCUUCAAGGCUGGGGAGCCGCAUCGCUCCUGUGCCGACAGGCUCUACCUCACCUCUGGACACAGGGCAGCAGCCCCCAGCCUCCUCACCCACCCAUCUACACACACACACACACACACACACACACACACACACACACACACACACACACACACACACACACACACACACACACACACACACACACACACACACACACACACACACACACACGCACACACACACACUCUUAAGGAUACUCAACAAACACACAUAUGUGCAUGGGUGGAAACUCAUAAGCACACAUACAUUAAGACGAAUCCCUCAAACACACAAUCUCAGUACUACCACUCAGUUGAAAUGAAAUACCACUGAAGACAGGAGGGCCUGCCCUUCCCUAUGGGGACCUCAUUGGUUUCACUGACUUCUCUCCUCUUUUUCGGGGGAACGGGGGAUGGUAUAACCAUUACGUUCGGCUUUUCUCUUUUUUUGUGAUGUGGGACCAAGUGUCACUAUUCAAAUUUGGAGUCCCUAUUUUGUAUUUUUUUUUUUCAGUUGAAACAGAAGCCAAUAAAUCACACGACGGAGGAAAUGACAUGUACAGUCCAGCUGUCGCCCUGGAAGAGGAUUGGCUGGAGAAGCGAUACACCGCGAGCAACCGGAGAACCCCAAGGUUACCGGGCCGUAGACGGGCGGGUUUAGCACUGUUGAGGGAACAAAAAAAAGUUCAAAGAGACAACCAAUUUUCAUUGAACGCUAAGCAGUAGUUUGUGAACGACUAAACGAGGCGGCGGGAGGGAUGAAUGGAUGGAUGCGUUUCAGCAUUCCGGGAGCAUGUGGAGGAACGCGUGAGGACAUGGAGCCGAGCGUUGAGUGGGACCAGAAUGGCAGGUAGCAGACGGCCAAGCCUAACUGCAGCAACCUCAACCGCCGUAGGUGGAAUCAACCCGAAAUCGACUGUUACCAGACUUCAGAGCACUCUAGUGGAGCAGCCAGAGCCCCCUCACACUACUGCAGUAGUCCCAACCCCUCUCUCCACCCUCCCCACCCUCAUCAGCAACUAUACAACCCCUAAUCCUCAAACCUAGCUUCAAGUCCUAUGUCAGGCAUGCCCCCUCCUCUGAGAGUCCUGGCCGACUCUGUAUAACAUAGGCCACUGGAACAGGGCUCCCAACUAACCAUGUCACAUUUUCAGUAUUAAACCAACAGACCUCCUCCCCAACCCUCAUCCACUCUGGGCUGGAGACAUCCCUGGGUGAGGGAGGGAUGGUCCGGGGUCUGUUUGUCACUCAUCCACUCUCCUCUCAGCAUUGGUCUCCAAGUCUACCCAGAUCUAGCCCCAGUACAUACUCCUUCCCCUGCCCAACCACCCAUUCACCCAACUCAAUGUAGGAGGCCAACGGUAGGUCUGAAAAAUGUACACCAAACUGAAUCCAUGCCUCUCCCUUGUGAGACAAGGCUGGCCAUAACCGCUCACUUAGAGCGACGUUACCGAAUGAAUGUGAACGGCAAAAGCAGCAAUGGGAGCGAGUGAAGGAGAGAGCGUAAGGGAGCGGGACAGAAAGAAGGUGAGGGCAUCAGUCCUUCCUUCCGUCCUUCGUAUGGCGUGGGUUGGAGGGGGACCGUCGCCCGUGGUCAAAGCUCCGUUAUGAACUCAGAGGACGGGGAGAUGAUCAGGUGGUCUCCCCCUUAACUCCCUCAUUGAGGCAGCGAGUCCCCACCUUCGGCUCUCCAUAAAGGAGAGCCACCAAAUUUCACAUGGAGACGAUCGGCAACAGAAACAGAAGCGCCAUUCAAUGGAUGCGGGUAUGAAACUCCAAGCUUCGUUGACAAAGAACGAAGUGACAGAAGAAAAAAAAAGGUCCUUAGUUCCUGUGAGCCGAUUGGGUGUGUGUGUGUGUGUGUGUGUGUGUGUGUGUGUGUGUGUGUGUGUGUGUGUGUGUGUGUGUGUGUGUGUGUGUGUGUGUGUGUGUGUGUGUGUGUGAAAUGGUUGGUUGAAAUGCUGCUUUUACCUUCUGAGUUGAAUUUUUAUUGAGAAAGACAUAUAAUGAUGAUAGUGAUUAUGUACCCAGAAAAGUGAAAUGAGGAAUAUAUGACUUUAAAAAGACUCCUGAACAAAAGUCGAACGCUUGGAGAUCUUUUCCCCGUCAUUGUAUCUCAACGUUUUUUUUUGUGUGAUGCUUAUGUAAAAUUCUUUUUUAACGCUUAAACUGCUUUUACGUAAAAGAGAGGAAAAAAAGAACAGCCGUAGUCACUUUUUGACCACGCGUGCAGCGUAACGUAGACAUUUUCCAUCACCUAUAGUUUGUGUUGAUAAGCCAACUGUUCUGUUGUCUGUGCAUCUGUCUGAUUGUCCGUCCCUUUUCAGGAGGAAUUUACCACAAACAAAAAACAGGAAGAUUCUUUUUAUAUAUAUAUAUAUAUAUAAAUAUAUAUAUAAAUAUAAUGUUUGCUUUUUUAUGAAAGAAGACUGAAAGAAAAAAAAUUCACAAGCAGGAAAAAUAAUGCAACCGAAACUGAAACACAAUCUUCUCAUACCUCACACAACACAAAACUCAAAAAGGAACUUGGCGGGAGUGAUGAUUCACAGGCACAUGAGGAAGUGCGUAAAUGCAUAUUAAAAAAAAAAGAACAUUGAGGUAUAUAUGUGCUUGUGGCGUGUACGCAUCUGUAGCGAUUACAAAAAGACUCAACCACAAGCCUUGGCGCUCGCUACCUAUUAAAUUGGUUCUUGGAAGAUUGUGGACCCAACGUAAGUAAAGUCUCGCAUCAUCAACAGGUGCUGAAAUGGACUGCUGGCAGUUGGCCCCUCCCAGGUGUAUCCACGACCAUAGAUAGUGAAGUCAAAUGUGAAUGGCCCAGAGCUUG
This is a messenger RNA of Oncorhynchus keta (chum salmon), 6165 nucleotides long. RefSeq names its product thyroid hormone receptor alpha-like. Bases 790 to 2058 code for a protein of 422 amino acids. Lineage: Eukaryota; Metazoa; Chordata; Actinopteri; Salmoniformes; Salmonidae. The record is from RefSeq and is a predicted model, not a curated record. The transcript is spliced from 12 exons. Gene Ontology annotation, molecular function: RNA polymerase II cis-regulatory region sequence-specific DNA binding; nuclear receptor activity; zinc ion binding. Gene Ontology annotation, biological process: thyroid hormone receptor signaling pathway; positive regulation of transcription by RNA polymerase II; retinoic acid receptor signaling pathway.